GCAUACUUGCAGUUGCAGCAGAACAAGAGAGGAGAGAGAGAGAGAGAGAGAGAGAGAGAGGCAGAAGAAGUAGAGGCAGAGAUCUAGAAUUCAGCUGAUUUCAGUGCAUUCUCUCUGCGUGUGUGUACAGUAGGAGAGAGAGAGAGAGAGAGAGAGAGAGAGAGAGAGAGAGAGAGAGAGAGAUCAGAAUCAGAUCGAAGAAGAAGAGGCAGAAAUCGAGAAUUCAGCUGCUUUUCAUUGCAUUCUCUCUGCGUGUGUAUAUAUAUAGUAUACGUGCAUAUACGGGGGGUAUAAUAAUGGGGACAGCACUAGCGCCAGGUUUGUCCCGGAAGCUGAAGAAGGUGCUGGAGACGAGGACGGACACGCCUGAUCUGCUGGCGUCGCUCAACACUCUAUCCUCGUUCUACACCGACAACAACCCCCACGCCCGACGAAACCUCCGAUCGACCAUCGAGAAGCGAUCCCUCUCCAUCAACCACGAGUUCCUCCUCGCCUCCAACGCCGCCCAACAGGCUCUGGAUCGGGUUGAGGAGGAGGUCAAUGCGCUGGCCGAUUGCUGUGACAAGAUUGCAAAGGCUUUGAACAGUUGUAAUGCUACAACGGGAGAUAUAAUCAGUACAACAGAGAGGCUAAAACAGGAACUUGAAAUUACUACACAAAGACAGGAGAUUGUCUCUUGCUUCCUUCGUGAUUAUCAGCUUUCUAAUGAAGAGAUAAAUGCUCUAAGGGAGGAAGACCUGAAUGAAAAUUUCUUUAAGGCUCUUUCUCAUGUCCAAGAAAUUCAUGCCAACUGCAAAGUAUUGCUCCGGACCCAUCAUCAGCGUGCAGGUUUGGAACUCAUGGACAUGAUGGCUGUGUACCAAGAAGGAGCCUAUGAGCGCCUGUGCAGGUGGGUUCAGGCAGAAUGUAGGAGACUCGGUGACACUGAUAACCCAGAAGUCAAUGAACUUUUGAAAAUGGCAGUUCGCUGCCUCAAGGAAAGGCCUGUCCUUUUCAAGUAUUGCGCAGAAGAGGUUGCAAAUAUGAGGCAUAACGCUUUAUUUAGAAGGUUUAUAAGUGCUCUUACUCGUGGAGGACCUGGAGGACUGCCUAGACCCAUUGAAGUGCAUGCUCAUGAUCCGUUACGUUAUGUUGGUGACAUGCUUGGGUGGCUACAUCAGGCCUUGGCAUCUGAAAGAGAACUUGUCCUUGUGUUGUUAGAUCCGGAUGCUGUGGUUGAUACUGGCCCGACUGCACGCCGAUUCUCCAAAACCUUAGAGACCGAAUCAGGAAAGACAGAAACUGACUUGAUGUUUGUUCUAGACAGGAUCUUUGAAGGAGUUUGCCGACCAUUUAAAGUUAGAGUUGAACAAGUUUUGCAGUCACAGCCCAGUAUCAUGAUAUCAUACAAACUCACCUACACCCUGGAGUUUUAUAGUUAUACUAUAUCAGAUUUGUUGGGGAGAGAAACAGCCCUUUGUAACACCCUUUGGGCACUGAAGGAUGCAGCUCAGAAAACAUUCUUCGACAUUCUGAAGACUCGAGGAGAGAAGCUUUUACGAUAUCCUCCACUUGUUUCGGUUGAUCUUUCUCCUCCACCAGCAGUGAGGGAAGGAGUGUCGGUGUUGCUUGAAAUCAUUCAGAAUCAUGACAGCAUGAUGGUUCCUGCAUCAGGAAAGAAGCCUGUCUUUGAUCCGGUGAUAGCUGCCUUACUUGAUCCUAUUAUUCAGAUGUGUGAACAAGCAGCAGAGGCACACAAGUCCAAAGGAGCCAUUCAGUUGUCUAGAAGAAGUAGAACAAGUUCUGACCCAGGCCAAUUGACUAAAUCCUCUGUUGAUGCAAUUUUGUCGAACAACGGCUCGGCAGCUACAUCUCAGACUAAUGAAACACCCUCCAAGAUUUUCCUCAUCAACUGCUUGUGUGCCAUCCAACAACCCCUACUCCGACAUGAAGUUGCAUCCGAGUAUGUGAAAAAACUCGGAACAAUGAUUGAUAACCAGAUGAACGGUCUUGUGGACAAAGAAGUCGACGCCAUUCUUAGAAGAUGUGAUUUGUUGAACAAGAUGCCGCGCUUCCUCAACUCAUUGAACGGUCAGGAGAAAAUCCCAUUGGCAGAGAGAGAGGAAACGUCUCCAUCCGCCCUUUCAGAGUGUUUGAAGGCUUUCUUUGGCCUUAUUUUAGGAAGCGAAAGUUCUCUGCCGGAGUUUGAGCAGAUUCAGGUACCACAGUUGCGGUCCGAAACUUGUACCCAAGUGGCUAAAUCUUUGGCUGAAGCUUAUGAACUUAUUUACAAGGCGAUCAUGGAUCCGGAGAAUCAGUACCCGGAUCCCAAGUCCUUGGCUAGGCAUCCUCCCGAUCAGAUAAGGACCAUUUUAGGAAUUUAAGAUGCUAUUGUCGACAAAUUUUUCCUUAUUACUCAGGAUUUAAAACAUAGAUUCUACAGAGAGACAAAAAAAAAAAAAGGUUCUAUCUGUUCUCUCUUGACUCAUUGUAAUAUUUUUGUUGUACCCUGCCAAGAAAAUUUUCUUUUUCACGUUUUGUUGUUUAUAGUUCUUGGAACAGAUUUUCCCAUUUGCUAUUGUUCUUUGGGGACUGGUUUGGUGGGCUUGCUUAUGCAAUUGAAGAACAUGUCAAUGAUGCCGAGA
Rhododendron vialii is the source of this 2624-nucleotide messenger RNA. Its product is annotated as conserved oligomeric Golgi complex subunit 6. Gene Ontology annotation, cellular component: COG complex. The transcript is spliced from 11 exons. NCBI's taxonomy places the organism in Eukaryota, Viridiplantae, Streptophyta, Magnoliopsida, Ericales, Ericaceae. The record is from RefSeq and is a predicted model, not a curated record. Bases 297 to 2363 code for a protein of 688 amino acids. Gene Ontology annotation, biological process: intra-Golgi vesicle-mediated transport.